ACUCCGAUGUUUCUAUCCGCGACUCGGCGGGUGAUGCACAUGCACAUGGCACCAGCGGCAUGGCUACCCAGGUCUGAGCAUGAGAGCUGAUCAAACACAUGUAUACAUACAUACAUACAUACAUACAUACAUACAUCGCAUAAAAGUAUAUCCAUCCCAUCGCCAUGGCCCUGAAUGCCGCCCUACUCCACCGGCUCCGGCCGAUGGAACCACCAGCCAAGCAUCGACAGACAGACAGACAGACAGGAGAAUGCCGAGAUCGGAACCCGUUCGCGCGCGUCCGCCCCAACCAACAAACAGAAGAUCAACGAAUGCGAGAUCUGAUAAGCGCGUCGGCGACUCGGACAAGCUAUUAGUGAUGGGAUUGAUCUUAUCGAUCAGAUAUACAAAGUAUGAAUCAAGAGUUGUUCAUGUGAUUGGGAAGGGUUAUCAGAUGUGGGAAUGGGAAAAGGGAAAAGGGACCCAGAAAAGGACCGAAUUGCCGUUUUCUGGAUAUGCCGUCCCGAGGAGAAUUGAGUGGGCUGACAUAAGCCACUUUUGAUUGAUUGAUUGUUAUCAGAUGAUGAGGAGGAUGAAUCUUUGUUGCAUUCAAACAAUCCACACGUCUUCUGCAUUACAUUGCAUUGCACACAUCUCGAUAGAUUCAAUCAUCGUGUCUACGUGGAAUCAAUCCGUCAUUGAUCCAUCGUUGUUUCUCCUGUCUGCUUCUCUCCUCCAUCUACUUACCUACUUUAUUCCGAACCUUUUGUCAUCGUCAUCAUCAUCAUCAUCGGCAAAGCACAGCAUAAUCGAUGCUUCUGGCUUGCUAAUCCCGUCCUCCCCUCCCGCCGCCAUCUCGAAUACGGUCCCGUCUUUUCUGCCCUCUUUUUUUUUCUUCCUUCUUCUUCUUUUUUUCUUUCCCUCCGCUCCAUCGCUAGUUACUUAGAUAUUCCCGACUCCCUUCGCACCCCACCUGCCAACCAAUUCUUAACCCAACCACCCCUCUGCACCUCCUCAUCACCUCAAUUGAACACCGUCCACCCUGUCUCCCUUGCCCAUCUCUAGCCUGCUCCCUGUCGGGCGGCGCUUGAUCCCCCGUGCUCGUUGUUUGCCCCCUGCGACCGACAAAGUCGCCUUUGUCGCCCACCGCCUCUUCCUUCAAUCCCCACCACCACCACCUCUCCUCCAUCGCCGCUCGCGCUUCAUGGCUUCCUCGCCCGCCAUGUCUCCUAGAAUCCCCACCACCGCCACCUCCCACCCGAAUGAUCCAAUCCCAAAAGAGCCUGCCGCCAUCCCCCAGCUCAACCUCCAGCCACCGCCCUUCGAUGCCACCACCACGUCGUCAUCAUCGCAGCCUGAACAUCCAUCUCCACAGUCCACAGCCGAAUCCACCGCAUGGCCCACCACCCACAGCAACAGCACCAGCACGAGUACCAGCGAUGACUCGGAAGCCCCAUUGACCCCAAACACCGAGCCAGAGCGCCAGAUGGACGAGAUUGUGGACAAGCUGCAGGAACUCCCCACCGCCUCGGUCAACUUUGCAGAGCCGCAGCAGCCUCGCCGACGCCGCGCUUCCACCACCCUCAUCUCGGACAACCCCAACGAUAUCCGCCGCAUCCUGGGCGAUGGCGAGUCGGCUACACAGCUCAUCAGCCAAUGCUGCGGUGGCGGAUGCUGUCUGCUCAAGACAUUGGCCCCGGACACUUCAUCGCCCAGCUUCGUGCCCGUCGUCAUUCCUGAUAAUCGCGCUUUUGCGAGCUUGAACCUGCGUCUAGGUCCCUUGAGCCUCGACAGCGAGCUCACCGACACCACCCCAUUGCCCCCCGUCAAUCUCUCCUUCGACCCUGUUCCUGUCUCCGAGCCGAAGCACGUUUCCACCGUCCAGAAAGAUCCCCCAAAAUUUGUUCAGCCGCACCCGCCCUACGACGUGUACUCGGCACCUCUCUACCACGCUCGUGAACUGACCAAACCCGGCGCCGAGAAGCGGACUUUUCACUUCGAUCUCGAUGUCACCGACUAUCCCGAUGAAGGCGGCGUCGAUUUCAAAGUGGGCGGCGCCAUUGGCAUCUGCCCUCCCAACUCGCAGGAGAUUGUCAACGAGCUCUUUGACAUUCUGGGCGUGCCCAAAUUUGUUCGCGAUAAGCCCGUUACUCUCAAGACAAGCACCGGCCGCUGGCCCACCAUCUGGGGAGACGACAAGCCCCGCGAGCUGAUCACGACGCGUCGAGAGCUGCUUACCUGGUGUGUGGACGUGCAGUCGUUCCCGCCCACCAAGAACCUCCUCCGGGUCAUGGCUGAGCACGCCGACGCGCCCAACGAGAAGAAGAUUCUCACCUAUCUCUGCUCCGCCCAAGGACAGGCCGCGUUCUGCGACCUCCGCACUUCCUCCCACUUGACUGUAGCCCAGCUGCUCAGCGCGUUCCCAUCCGCGAGGCCUCCCCUCCCGGCCCUGCUCUCCGUUCUGCAGCAACUCAUGCCCCGCUUCUACUCGCUCUCCAACGACCCUCACAUUUCUUCGGCGCGCCCCGGCCUUCCUGGUGAUCGUCGCCUCAUCGAGUUGGCCGUCACUGUGCACGAGACUCCCGACUGGCACACGGAGGGAAACACUCGCAGAGGAGUUGGCAGCGGAUUCAUGGAACGCUUGGCAUACCAGUUCAUUGACGCCGAGAAGCAAGGCAUUGAUCCGGCGGCCGUGCUCGACCUCCGCGUGCCCAUGUUCCGCGGUCUCAUGGCCAACCCGCUUUCCCGCCAGUUUGGUGGAGACGGUCCAAUGGUGCUAAUUGGUGCCGGCGUGGGCAUGGCCCCGUUCCGUGGCUUCAUCCUCAAUCGAUUGAAGAACGCCAACUGCGCCAACAAGAUCUGGCUCAUCCAGGGCGUGCGCGACUCCAUGGUUGACGAGCUCUACUCGGGCGAACUUGGCGACCACGAGCGUGAGAUCAAGAAAGUGGUGCAGAGCCGCAAAGGCCGCAUUGCCGGCCAGACGGAGGCCAAGUACGUCCAGGACGAGGUCCGUCUUCAAGCCGAUAUCGUCUGGUUCGUGAGCAACGCGCUCGAUGGCCGCAUCUUCGUGUGCGGCAGCAGCAAGGGCAUGGGCGAGGGUGUUGAGGAGGCUCUGAUUGAUGUUGCCAUGCAGAAGGGCGGCAUCGACAAGGAAGAAGCCAAAGAAUUCUGGGCCACCAAGAAGCAGGAUGGCCAGUACAUUGCAGAAACUUGGUAG
Messenger RNA from Periconia digitata, 3196 nucleotides. Lineage: Eukaryota; Fungi; Ascomycota; Dothideomycetes; Pleosporales; Periconiaceae. The record is from the annotation of a GenBank genome assembly.